AUGAAUGGAAGAGUUCAAGGUAGCUUCAAAGGUGAGAAAGGGCUACGACAAGGAGAUCCUAUAUCUCCUCUUCUGUUUGUCCAAAUAAUGGAGUAUCUUACUCGGAGACUUCAACUGGCAGCUCAAAGUUCUACAUUCAGAUAUCACCCUAUGUACAAAAGCCUUAAAAUUCUAAAUCUUUGCUUUGCUGGUGACUUGAUUUUAUUUUGCAAAGGGACUCAAUCUUCUGUUAGGGUGCUUAAAGUAGCUCUAGAGGAGUUUAGUUCUGCUACAAGACUCCAUGUUAAUCCUAGCAAGUCUCACAUUUAUUUUGGGGGAGUGACUGCAGCGGAUAGAAAGACCAUAGCUCAUGAGAUUCAACUUACUGAAGGGCCAUUUACUCUCAAGUACUUAGGAGUUCCUAUGCGGGCUACUAAGUGGAAACAUGAGGAUUGUGGCAUUAUUAUCCAAAAGAUCAAACUGAGGUUACAUACCUGGGUGAGUAGGCAUCUUUCAUAUGCGGGCAGAAUUCAACUGAUUCAUUCAGUGUUGUCUGGUCUUCAAAAUUACUGGAUGAGCAUAUUUGUUCUUCCCCAAAGUGUUGUUAAGGAAGUUGAGAAGCUUUGUCGUGGCUUUCUUUGGGGUCUCAAUGGUAAUAGAAGUAAGAUUCACAUAGCCUCUUGGAAGAAAGAUUACAAGCUGAAAUCAGAUUCGAGUUGGUAUUGGAGAAAACUUUGUCACUUGAGGGGAAAAUUUAGCCAAGUUGAAGUGAGAGCAGCUGGUUUAACAGGGACGUUUAGAGCUUCUAAACUCUAUAACAGUUCUCUUUGCCAACAACAGGUUGAUUAUCAUCAAGUAGUUUGGUGCAAGAUGUCUCUCCCCAAGCACAGAUUUUUACUUUGGCAAGUGGUGAACUCUCACCUUCUUACUAGAGAUAUCAUGAUCAGGUUUUGUAUUCCACUUGAUUCAAUAUUAUGUCCUGUUUGUGGUCUCUAUAAUGAAAGUCACACUCAUCUCUUCUUUGAGUGUUAUCUUUCGCAGAAGGUGACAGAUUUAAUUUUCAAUUGGAUGGGGUUUAGAGCUUGGCCUUUUGAGUUUACUGGGUGGACUAAUUGGCUUGCUAGUAGAAGAACAGAGAUCAUUCCUUCUAUCACCUAUAUGAUUCUUGCUUCUGUUGUUUAUAAUCUCUGGAGGAACCGAAAUAGAUGCAUUUUUUAUGGAUUUUCCUGGACUGCUGAUUGUAUAGCUAAUGAUAUAAAGAGUAUAGUUCAUUACAAAUUAUUCAUUGUUAAGAAUAAGAAGAUAACCUUACAGGAACAAAGAUUUAUAGACAAAACUAAUAUGUAA
Messenger RNA from Humulus lupulus (European hop), 1326 nucleotides. RefSeq lists its product as uncharacterized. NCBI's taxonomy places the organism in Eukaryota, Viridiplantae, Streptophyta, Magnoliopsida, Rosales, Cannabaceae. The record is from RefSeq and is a predicted model, not a curated record. The transcript has 2 exons. The coding region runs from base 1 to 1326 and encodes 441 amino acids.